AGCAAGGGCGGCAGUCCCCCGAGUUUCGCCGCGCCGCCACCUAUCUCUGUCUCUCCCCAUUCUCUUCUUUCUUUUCCCCUUCCCCAUCCGACGAGCGCCGCCGCAAGGGCCGAAGCCCACCGGCCACGCCCACGUAUUUUCCACCGGCCGUGGAGCAGCGCACACGGCCGGGGGGCGCAGGCGCACAGGAGGACCACGGACGGCGCGCGGCGGAGCAAGACGCCGCCGACGGUCGGCAAGCCGCGAGUACCGGACUGGAGGAGUCCACAGGUUGAUAUCUGAGAGCAAGUUUGCAUGGCAUCUUCUGAAACCAGCGCCGCACCGGCAGCACGGAGCUCAGAUGUGGCUGGACAUUCAACUCCAGAUGCCACACCGGACACUAGUGCUGAAGAAGCAUCACAAGGUGCCACUGAUGGGUCUGUCAGAGUUGGCAAUAAGAGAAGAAAGCUUCCAUCAUUCAUAUGGAGCGAUUUCGAGAAACUGUUUGUCGAUGGGGAAUGGAAAGCCGAGUGCAUCUAUUGUGCCGAAAUUCUUCCUGCAGAAGCUGCAGGUGGCACGUCACACCUGGAGGACCACCUGAUGUCGUGUGCUGAUUGGCAUGCACUGGCAGCCCCACAGGAAUCAAGGUUGUCAAAGGCUUUUGACGGCGGGGAAGCCGAUUGGGAGGAUGUUCUGUUUGAUCAAGAGGUUGCCAGGAAACAUCUUGCGAUGAUGAUCUGUGCUCAUGAUUACCCUCUGUCUAUCGUCAAUCAUGCGGGUUUUCGGAAACUGUGUUACGCAUUACAACCAAUGUUUCAGAUGGUAUCAAGAAAUGACAUUAGAAAAGAUAUUUUGGGUAUGCAUGCGGCCGAGAAGGAUAAGAUGGUGAAGUAUUUUGCAGACUUUAAAGGUCGAGUCGCCAUCAGUACAGACAUGUGGACUGCAGAACAUCAGAAGAGAGGUUACAUGGUAGUCACUGCACAUUUCCUUGAUGAAUCUUGGCAACUCAAGAGUUUUAUGUUGAGGUUUGUUUAUGUGCCUUGCCCACAUAAUGCUGCAGUCAUAUGUCAAGCACUGCAUGAGUCCCUUGUUGAGUGGCAUCUCGAGAGAAAGAUAUUGACGGUGACUCUGGACAAUUGUAUACCAAGUGAUGAAGCUAUGGAACAUUUGCCAGAUAAGUUGGAUCUGAAAUCUCUUCUAUUGGAGGGUAAAUAUCUGCAUAUGCGCUGUGGUGCACAUAUGCUUAAUCUGAUUGUGAAAGAUGGCAUGGAUCUCAUGGAGAAGAGUAUAGAACGGGUUCGUGAUAGUGUUGCAUAUUGGUCAGCUACUCCUGGGAGACAUGAUAAAUUUGAAAAAAUGGCACAGACUCUGAACAUUGAAUACAAGGAAAGGUUGUUUCUUGAUUGUAAAACCAGAUGGAAUUCAACAUACAGAAUGCUAACUAUUGCAUUAGAAUACAUUGAGAUUUUUGAAACACUACUGGCGCAGUGGUGAAGUCCUCCCCACUUGUGCCAAGAGGUCCUGGGUUCGAACCAGCCUCUCUGCAUUGCACUUUGCAGGGGUAAGACUAGGUUCCUAUAAUCCCUCCCCAGACCCCACCUUGUGUGGGAGCUUCUAUGCACUGGGUCUGUCCUUUCCUUUAAAGGAACGCGAGAAAUCAUUUAGUUGUUGUCCAACCAAAGAUGAUUGGAAGUUUGCCAAGGAACUUUGUGUUAGGCUUAAAAUUUACUAUGAUGUCAGCGAGUCAUUUCCAGGCACUAAAUAUGUUACUGCAAAUAUGUUCUUUCGUAAAAUAUGUUGCAUUCAGUUGGCAAUACGGAGAUGGGCUGCUAGUGACAGUGAGCUUGUGCAAACUAUGUCUGAGGAAAUGAAGCGGAAAUUUGACAAAUAUUGGAAAGAUGUACUUGAUCUUAUGUCUGUCGCAACUGUUCUUGAUCCAAGGUACAAGCUUCAUAUGUUGCAAGCUAUUUUUGGUUCUCUCUAUGGAACGGAACAUGCAGCUGUGGAAGUUGCCAAAAUAAGGAAGUUAAUGACUGAUUUGCUGAAACAAUAUCAAGAAGCUGAUGGGUUUGUGGCUACAUCAGAGGCUGUUAGCAGUGCUGCUUCAGGAGCUGGUGGAGAAGAUGACAUUAUGGACAUAUUUGAUCGAUAUAUGUCCUCACGGCCUACUAUCGGUGCUUCUCCAGUGCAGACAGAAUUGGACUUGUACUUGGAAGAGCAAAUUAUCCGUAGAAUGCCAGACGAAGACAUCAUGACUUGGUGGAAGUAUGGGGGUGCAAAGUAUCCUACUUUGCAAAGAAUUGCUCGUGAUAUAUUGCCUAUCCCUGCGUCAGCUGUGAUAUCAGAAUCAGCCUUUAAUACGAAGGGCAGACUGCUUAGUCCACAUCGUGGCCAACUCGCGCCAAGCAUGGUAGAAGCUAUUAUGUGUAUGAAGGCUUGGUCCCGUGCUGACAUGAUUGGGGACGGCAAUUCGACCCUCUGUGCAGUGUUUCAGAGUGUUCUUGAUGAUGAAGAAGAAAUGAUGGAUGACUCUGAAUCUAUGGUAACCGAAGACUAGUCUGCCAAGAGGCGAAGAACCGAAGAUGAUGCCUAGAAGCUACUGUCGUCCUUUUAUUUAUAAAUGAGAAUUGCGAUGCACUUUUGUUUGUCUCGCGGCUGUACUUGUGCUUAUUUGAUGGCGUGCGAUGUCAUUUUGUGAGAAGCCGAGACUGAGAA
Triticum aestivum (bread wheat) is the source of this 2694-nucleotide messenger RNA. Its product is annotated as zinc finger BED domain-containing protein RICESLEEPER 2. The record is from RefSeq and is a predicted model, not a curated record. The transcript is spliced from 5 exons. Bases 295 to 1473 code for a protein of 392 amino acids. Lineage: Eukaryota; Viridiplantae; Streptophyta; Magnoliopsida; Poales; Poaceae.